This is a messenger RNA of Malaclemys terrapin pileata, 2787 nucleotides long. RefSeq names its product kinesin-like protein KIF21B. The transcript has 8 exons. Gene Ontology annotation, molecular function: protein binding. The record is from RefSeq and is a predicted model, not a curated record. The coding region runs from base 18 to 1088 and encodes 356 amino acids. Lineage: Eukaryota; Metazoa; Chordata; Testudines; Emydidae.
UACCCCCAGAAAAAGAAAUGAGAGUUAUUAAGAGGUUAAAGAAGGUAAAAAUAUAUGUACAGGGCCUCAUUAACCCCGUGGGCGGUGCCAGGAGCGCCCGGACAGCCCCGCUGCAGUGCAUCUCCGUGGAGGAAGGACACUCCAAGCCCGUUCUCCGCGUGGACGCCACCAACGAGCUGCUCUUCUCCGGAUCCAAAGACCGGAGCUGCAAAAUGUGGAACCUGGUGACGGGCCAGGAUAUCGCCUCGCUAAAGGGCCACCCCAAUAAUGUGGUGUCCAUCAAGUACUGCAGCCACUCAGGGUUGGUCUUCACUGUCUCCACCUCCUACAUCAAGGUGUGGGAUAUCCGGGAUUCGGCCAAAUGCAUCCGCACCCUCACCUCUUCAGGUCAGGUGAUCUCUGGGGACGCCUGUGCUGGGACGACCACCCGCACCAUCGCCAGCGUGCAGGGGGAGCACCAGAGCAACCAGAUGGCACUCAACCCCACCGGCACCAUGCUCUACGCUGCCGCCGGGAACAUUGUCCACAUCUGGGAGCUCAACAGGUUGCAGCCUAUCGGGAAGCUGACCGGCCACAUCGGGCCUGUGAUGUGUCUCACUGUGAACCAGACUGCGAGCAACCAUGACCUGGUCGUCACCGGCUCCAAGGAUCACUACGUCAAGAUGUUUGAGAUUGCGGACAGCGUGGUGGGGAACGUCGGCCCCACCCAUAACUUCGAGCCCCCGCACUACGACGGCAUCGAGUGUCUGGCCAUCCAGGGCGACGUGCUCUUCAGCGGCUCCGGGGACAACGGGAUCAAGAAGUGGGACCUGCAGCAGCAGGAGCUCCUCCAGCAAAUCCCCAACGCGCACAAGGACUGGGUCUGCGCCCUGGCCUUCGUCCCCGGCCGCCCCAUGCUGCUGAGCGCCUGCCGCGGGGGUGUGGUGAAGGUCUGGAACAUGGAGAACUUCUCGCCCGUUGGGGAGAUCAAGGGCCACGACAGCCCCAUCAAUGCCAUCUGCACCAAUUCCAAGCACAUAUUCACUGCUUCCAGCGACCUGACAGUGAAGCUCUGGAGCUGGAGAAGAUUGCUGAACGGCCCGACCUAGGCACUGGAAAGGCCGGAGCCAGGGGGACUGUCAGGCUCCCUGGCGGGCCCAGGCCCCAGCCCCUCUCCCUGGCUGUGAAGAGCUGGGAGCGGCCUGGCCUGUGUGUGCUCCAGUUUCCAGGACUCUGGGGUGACGGCGUCUCAGCUGGGGCUUUGUGAACUGCCCGCUUCCACGGCUAGGGGGCGUUGUUCCCGUCCAGCCCCACGCUGGGUUUCCAUGAUGCACAGGGCUUUCUGCUGACCAGGGCGUGGCCAGGCAGUGCUUCAGGACAUGGCCUUGCCAGCCACGGGGAGGCCCCCAAGUUGAGAGACUCAACGGGAUCAUUCCAAUCUGUCCCGCAGCCCGUUCAGCAGCCCCAGAUCCUGGAUGUGCGAGAGGGAUCCUGCCACCUGCAUCCUGCUGCUGGCCUCUGCUCCUCCUGGGUGCCUGGGGUCUCAUUCCUUCUGCAAGCGGGUGCAGGCCCCUCUCCACGCUUCGUCGUUCAGCAGAGCUGGGAUCUGCCGGCCGGUACCGAAAUACGGAGAGGGCUUGUGUGCUGCCGACCCCAGCCUAGCACCAGCAGGGUGCAUGGAGCCCCGUUCGCAGCACUGGCUGCGGUACCAUCCUGGAGCUGGGACUCACUCUGUCCCAUCUGCUACCAUGUGUGCUGCAGGGGCAGGGCUGACUAAGGUCUAGCACCCUACGGCUCACCCCUUUCAGGCCCCCAAUUAGCGGUUAGCACCGUAGAGCCAGAGUGCUAGCCCGGUUCCCACUAAUCACUGGUGACAGGGCACAGUGUCCACUUCAGAAGCUGACUCCUUUAGCCCCCAAAGCCUUGGGGGAAGCCUGUGGUUCCGACAGGUCCCAUCCCUUAGGCUCCUCAGGACACAGUAGUAACCCCCCUUCUGAGGGCCCUGUUCUGCAGCCCUUAUGUUGGGCAGGGCCGUGGGCCUGCAGCAGGAGACUGCUUGGCAGCGCUCCCCAGCAUAAGGGUUACAGACCUGGGGCUGCACUACUCGGAAGGUGGAGUCUCAUGAGCAACGGGGUGUCCCAGCACUGACUCUCUCCCAGGACCCUGUUUCCUUCCUGGUCCUUUACACUCAGCCCUUCCACCUCCCCCUGACCCCCAUUUCAGGUACGAUCCCCCAAAGAGCACAAGGGUCAGUUUUUUCUCUGAGCUGACAGCGUCUCCCAUGCCACCACCCACUUCAGCCCUAGAAACAAAGUCACUUGCUUUAAGAUUCCAAGGCAAAGUUUCUCUCUGGCCAGAGCUGGGUUGUGGGACCCAGGGGAGUAGGACAAAUGGCCUUCAUCGGUGGCCUCUUCAAAGGCAGUGGGCCAUUGGCACUGGGACUGACCCAGAGCGGGGCUCGUUCCACCCCUCCCUGCCAUACCUCAAAGUUCCGCCCCACGAUUCUUCUGGUGCCCAGCCCUGCAACUCUUAGCUGAAUUGUCCCAUGCCUCACCCUGUUCGUCCAGGGGCUCCUCCACCUUCCACUACAGCCCUGCUUUACCCUGGGGACAAUGCCCAGCCUGGGGUGUAGUCUGUCUGCGUGAUCCCCACCAGGCACUGGCAGGAGCACUGCUUUACAUUAAGGUUCUUUUGGUGAUGGGCUAACCUUACCCCGGUCCUGCAUUUCCAGUGUGAACAGCUGGAGAUGGAAACCCAGACAAUAGAGAUGGAGCAGGACUAACCGUGGUCACUUUGUCUAGCCCUCAC